Cercopithifilaria johnstoni is the source of this 267-nucleotide messenger RNA. The record is from the annotation of a GenBank genome assembly. NCBI's taxonomy places the organism in Eukaryota, Metazoa, Nematoda, Chromadorea, Rhabditida, Onchocercidae.
AUGGCAACAGUACCUGUUCAUCUUGUUUUAUUUGGUAUAGCGCGUGAAUUGACAAAUUUGUCGGAGCGGAAUGUAAAUGUACCGAGUGUGUUAAACUGCCGACAGCUGCGACAACUAAUAUUUCAUGAGAUACUGAAAGAAUUGUCACCAAUCGAAGAAUGUUGCAUGUUAGCUCUAAAUCAGGAAUAUAUCGCUAAUCACAACGAUACAUUUACGAUCAGUGCGCAUUCAGAAAUCGCUGUAAUACCGCCGAUAAAUGGUGGUUGA